UUUAUGUUUUUUAUACCCAUAAUUUCAUAUAGCAAAGCAGCUGAAGUGACUUUUGUUUGACAGACACUGUUUACUGCAACAGUUGGGAAGAUCUUUAUGCGAGUUACAGUGCGUGUGUGGACGUAGAAGCAGAGGGAGGAAGUGAGGGAGAGCCAGAGAGUCACAGAGGGAGAAGGAGAAUCUGAAUCAGUGAGAGUCAGAGAGGGACGGAGGAAAACAGCCAAGCAGAUGUUUUGCCUGAGGAGAGCUGUUGCGCUUCACACUAGCUCUUUCUGCCUCUGAGAGGCAUCUUACUGCACCAUGAACCUGUCAGAGCAGCUCGCCCUCCUCUUCAGCUGUAACGUCAGUGCAAGCGAGAUGCCACAGCUCAACAUCGGUGUCACCAAAAGUGAGCCACUGACAAUCGCUGUCCCCAUGACCAUCUUCUACAGCGUCGUCUUCUUGUUUGGAGUCCUAUUCAACGGUGUGAGCAUCAUGACCCUGCUCAUGGACGCCCAUAUGCGAGUUAGUGCCAUUCGUUUCUACCUGCUCAGCCUCGUCAUAUCAGACAUCCUUCAACUGUUGACCAUUCCAGUGACGCUGUAUCGAUAUUACUGGGAAAGUUAUCCAUGGCGUCUGGGCCAGGCAGUGUGCAAGCUCUACUUCAUGGUCCGCCAGGUGUACUGCGCCACCACAAGCUGGGUGAUCAUGACCUUCACCAGCGAGCGCUACGCGGCCAUAUGCCACACCAUGUGGUCUGUGUCCAGCCUCAAGAGGUUUCGGCUGCCGUGCCUUCUGUCCGUAUGGAUCAUUUCCUUGGUGUCAGCGGUGCCGUUUGCUCUGGUCUACAACCAGGCAAGCGCUUGCAUCCUGGACUACACAGCCACCACACGGGAGGACGCCUUCCACGUUUCCACCAUGUGUGAGAUGACAGAGCCUGAUCCUGCACACAUUUACAAAGCAGCCUUACUGCUGAGGGCAGGGCUCUUUUUUCUGGUCCCAUUGGCUUCCAUCUUUACUCUUUAUCUGCUCAUCCUGCUCUAUCUGAGGAGAAACGGACGUCAAAGGAGAAACAUGGGUCUCACGCGCCCGGCUCCGGACGCAAGACGAGAUGUCCAGUGCCAUCAAAAUGGAAAGCUACUUUUAAAUGAAAAACGAGCUCUGAAACUCAUGGGUGCAGUUGUAGUUGCCUUUUUCGUUUGCAACUUUCCCGACAUGGCAUCGUCGCUGAUGCAGGUCUACGUGGUGGUGUGGUCUGACACCAUCCAUUCUGUCUACACGGUCCUGAAGUCGUACCUGUCGCUGCCACUGUGGUACAUCAACGGGGCGUUGGAUCCAUUGAUAUUUUGCAUCUCCUCCCACACAUUUCGCAGAGCCUGCUGGAGGACUCUGGGCAGGCUCCGGCCUCAGUGCUACUGGAGGUACAGGAGCAUGACCUGGCUGCGUCAGAAGAGCUCAAGUGAAGAAGCAAGCACAACGGCGAGAGAGAGGGUUGAUGGUACGGUAAAUGCGACAGAGAGGCACUGGAUGGGAAAUGAGGCAAGGGGAUAGCCAUGAAAGCUCUUUUUACAUAAGCUGGAAUACCAAUUAAAGGCAUUUUUGAAAAUAUGAAUCUAUUCUGCACAAGAUCCAUUAAUAACAAAGUCUUAUAUAUAUACAGUAAAUUUAUAUUCAAACCACUAUAAUAAAAUGUUAACAGCACAAGGGACAAGAUGAACAAUGAUACAUUAAUUUACAGUUGUUUCUAACCAUUUGAAAUAUGAAUGAAUAGUGAAUGACUAUGAAUAUGUAGUCUUUUUUAUUUUGACAGGGCACUGUUGUUCCAUUUAGUUCUGACAGGGUUUGUUAAGCACAUUUACCCUGUUUUCUCUUAAUUUGAUGUCAAUUUAUUUCAUCUGCAUGACACUCAUUCAGAUUGUGCUGCUCAUAUUUCCAGCUGAAAAUGUUUAAUUAAAUCUAGAGGAGCAGAAGUAGCACUAAUGUGAUCUGUUGAGUACUGAAUAAUAUUUUACUCUGGACGUGUUAAAAUGACUCUUUAUCUUGCCAUAGCAAAAACAUACAAAAACAAAAUUUCGACCUUUUAACAUUUUUAAGCAUCUCAGUACAUGGAAACCUAGCAACUGUUAAAUAUUGUAAAAAUGUUUAAUCUGUCUAUACAAUGGGUAUAAAAAUUGAUAUAAAGAGGAUCUUCUGUUAUUCAGGACUUCUGGCAUUUAGUGGAACAACACGAUGAAGCUGAAUCAAAAUCAGCCUUUACUUUUUUGUUAUAUGCCUUUUAAACUUGUUUUUUAAAAUCCUUGUAUUAUUUUUACAUAUGCAUGUUUUAUGUUAAAGCAUUAUAAAUAUUUAAAUAAUAUUUAAGCCACAUCAGUUUUAUGUGAUGAUAAAUGUUCAUAUUAUUGUACAGUAUUAGCGUGAUUUAAUAUGUGCUUAAGUUGCUGAUACUGUGUACUGUAACAUGUGUAA
Messenger RNA from Betta splendens (Siamese fighting fish), 2445 nucleotides. RefSeq names its product pyrokinin-1 receptor-like. The coding region runs from base 301 to 1530 and encodes 409 amino acids. Gene Ontology annotation, cellular component: plasma membrane. The transcript has 7 exons. The record is from RefSeq and is a predicted model, not a curated record. Lineage: Eukaryota; Metazoa; Chordata; Actinopteri; Anabantiformes; Osphronemidae. Gene Ontology annotation, biological process: G protein-coupled receptor signaling pathway. Gene Ontology annotation, molecular function: G protein-coupled receptor activity.